Clupea harengus (Atlantic herring) is the source of this 6853-nucleotide messenger RNA. RefSeq names its product homeobox B3a (gene hoxb3a). Lineage: Eukaryota; Metazoa; Chordata; Actinopteri; Clupeiformes; Clupeidae. Gene Ontology annotation, molecular function: DNA-binding transcription factor activity, RNA polymerase II-specific; RNA polymerase II cis-regulatory region sequence-specific DNA binding. Gene Ontology annotation, biological process: anterior/posterior pattern specification; regulation of transcription by RNA polymerase II; embryonic skeletal system morphogenesis. Gene Ontology annotation, cellular component: nucleus. The record is from RefSeq and is a predicted model, not a curated record.
UAUAUGAUUAGCCAAAAUAUAUGUUUAGCAGUAAAUGCAGAAUGAGGUUUUUUUUUAACGUAAAAUCUCCUGUUAUAUAAGGGUUAUUAGCAGGCUGAUGUGAUUGUUGAAGGCUUAUUAUAGAGAGAGCAGGAAUUUGUCAGGAAAUAGACUACUAUCGGAAUGAGGUUGACCGCGUUCACCCUUGCAGAAGCCCGCAGGUUGUAAUGGCCAUAUGGCCCAUGUGUCGGCCACGGAGCCGUGUAGUUCCCUAUUGGACAGACAAACCCCGCUGCCUUCACCACCCUGUGUGUCCUGUCAGUCCACUGGUUCACUAGUUCACCGUGUCAAUCCUCUUUGCUCCACACUAGCAGCGAGAGACUGAAAAAGAGGUAGAGGGUAGAGGUGGAAUCUUUCGCCUGUUGGCAACUGCUGAGCCCAGGGAAUCACACGCCGCGGUCGGAGCGGCGAAAGUCAGGAGAGGGAAAGCUGCGUUUUUCGGAAGCGAACCUCUGUCCGCGUUGAGCUCCAGUGUGUGUGUGCGCGCGCGUCUUGAUACGUAAAUCAUUCGUAAUUGUCAAGAUGGGCUUACGGAUUCAAAACCCGCUACACGGCUGUGGUUUUAGUUGGUUCUCGUAAAAGUUCAGCAAAAAGCCAUGCCAACUGUAGCAUACCGUGAGAAUUAGUGCGUCCAAGGUAACAGAGAAACAAACAAAGCAAGUAUUCCAUGCGUGUCUUGAAUAUAAAUAUCCAAAACACGCGCUCAUCCAUAUUUACGGGACCGAGAGGAGUGCUGGAAGUCAGGUAAGGUUUGCAGGCUUCGACUGACGCCGGGUGCCUAGACUCUUCUUUGAGUCCAAAGCAGUUGUGCAGACAAGUCAUUAAUUAUCCGUUGUGUGACCGAGGCAGGAGCCAUCCUUGGGUGUGCCCAAAGUUUUUUGUCUUCUUAGAACCGAAGACAGAUGCCUUCAAAUAGGUAACUAAAGCGGUGUAGCCUGCUCAUUCCCCCUUUGAAGCUUUCUUACUUAACUCAUCGCAUCUUUUCCUCUCUCCACUACGAACCCUCUUGAAUACCUUUGACUUAUCUUCUGUUGAGUUUUUUGUCCAAGUCGUCAGUGUAAAAGUUUUAUGAGACGGCAUAAGUUAGUUAGCCCUGAGAGUGGGGACCCGUUUGGUGAGUUGAACUCAGUGAAUGGAUCUUGCAGCUAGGGUGUAAAAAGAAGACGCAUGUGUCCAUGAUUUAUGACCCCGACAACGGAUUGCUUACUCUAGCAGCUCUCAAUUUAGAAUCGCGAGUUUUCUCUCACUCUGCUCUGCAGGAAUCCUCAAAAUGCAAGCCUUAUGAUAACCUCACAAUUUGGCAUUUAUUUUUCAUUUCACCUGUUGGGGAAACAACUGGCGUUCAAACAAACCCUUAAACACGGCACUGUAGUAUUAUAAAGACUGCCAGUAAUCCGAAUUUGCCCCCGUGAGGGACAUUUAUGUUGAAUUAUUAUCUUCUCCGAAGUUCUGCUGGGUCAUGCUGCGUUGCAAGUGUAAACACACUUGAAAAAAUCCUAUAUAACUCUUAAGAUCACAUACAUGGAAGGGGGUUUAUUUAAUUUUUACACAAUCCCACCCUCAUCUUGAGUCGUUAUAGCAUUGAACAAAGAGGCCAUAACCUUGGCAAACUGUUGAAGCCAUGUAAGCCACUCAGAAGUAAGAUGUGCGACUUUGGGCCAAGAUAAUCUCUCAUUAGCGUUAAUACAGAAAUCCGCCAAGGUGCUAAUAUUUCGAUAAUAUUGUAAGGUAGAGGAGAAUCUGCAUUUUCAUAGGAAUUAUUGUCGUUCAGUAGGCGUUAUGUUAAUUUCAUGUCAGGAUGAUAUCACCCAAUUGUAAAUGCAACAAGAACAGCCGCUGCCCUCAAUCACUUUUACUUAAACCUUCUGCCACAUGUAACCCAAGUGGUAUCACAGCAUCAUAGGGAUUGGAGCCAAACUUAGCCUGUAGCUUGGGUGAACAUCAACAUGUUUUGGAGCAGGAAACUCCUUUUGUUGCCAAAUUGGAGGUCAGCUCCCACUCGUAACCGUUCACCAUGCUCACAGAAUUGUACACGUUAUUUAUGAAGCCAACAAUAUGGAACAGUGUGGCUUAAUGAAUUCCUGCCCACGUGCUGUCUAAAAUGUCGUUAGCCCUCCAACUAAUGCAAGAGUGACCCAGCGGUUUACGCGUCACAGAGAACAGCCUCGAAUAAAACCACAAAACUCUUAAGUGGCUAUCAUUUAAUCGAUUAAAUCAUACAUCACUGACACUGGGCCCAGCACCGGGGAAAAGUGAAAGUGAAGGUGCUUGUGCAAGUGGACAGUAGCUGACAAUGCAUGAAGGACUGUAUAUUCCUAUUGUGUUCUGGUCUCAGCGGUUACAUCCCUGGGGCACGUUGCGUUAUUACCUUUUGUGAAAUUAUUAUAGUACACCAUACUGCUUUGGAGGUUGUGUUGUACGUCUAAGAAUAGGCCUUCAGAUCGUUAACAAUACAAUGUACUAUCAAGUUUUUUAGCACAGUCAAUAUACUAAGGAUCUAUGCCAGGUUAAAGUCACGGAAUUAUCGUUUUACCAGAUACAUAGCUUCUGAUGACUCAUUGAACCUAUUUGUCUUAUUUGAUGAGGCUGGCAGUUUUGAGGUCCCGAGUGCAGAGCCCACCGUGACCCCCACCUCACUUCAGACUGUGCCUCCUUUGAAACGCAGUUAAAGAUUAUCCCUUCGAGGCCCUAAUUCCAAGUAAAAAUUAACUUGGCUCAUCAAAAGACCUGACUGUGAGCAUUCUCAUUGUUUAUUAUUUUCAUCCUCUGAGGAGACCCCGUACAGGCCCACAUCUCAAGGAUCCAUGUAUGUAGAUAGGAGAGAACUGGAUAUUACAAUUGCAGUUCCUCCCCAUGCUCUGGCAAAUCGCUGCAUGCGGGUUCUAGGAGGAAAACCAGCUACAAGCUUGCUGUAAGCAUGGUCAACUGAAAUGAUUUCACGAUUACAAAUUGUAUUGCUGAAUUAAGAGGCUACAACAGGGGUGCAUGAUGGAGGAUGAAGCUGCGUCAUUAACACAAAUCUUAAACUACAAUAAUAAUACAUGUUUGCGCACAGGUAGCGAAAUUCCACCUCCUGAAAAUUCGCGUUGACUCCUGUGUGCUGACUGACAGCUCCACUGGGAUCGAUACUGCCAUAACGCGCAGGUCAGGCAGGCUCAAAUGAGAGUUUAAUUGUAAUCCGGAGAUCUUUAGUAGAGGGCUAUCUGCGUGGGUGUAAAAAACCAAGCCCCCUGCUCUCUCACUCGCUAGCGAGCAAAGAACCCCCCCUUUUAUCGCCUAGAGAUUGGAUGCAGAGGCCUCGCGUAUCCACCACUCUAGCUCUCAAGUCCGUGGUGUUGAAAGUCCCAUGUCAUCCGCCCGAAUGGGAGAGAAAAGAAGAUAUAUUGUGCCUCUCCUCGUUUAAAACAAUUCACUGGUCGCCAUUUGGGGCUUGCCCGUCGUUCGAGCUCAUUACAUUUCAAGGCACUGGAAUUCUACAAAUGGACCCGAUGAAAGCGCACCUUCGCAGAGAUAGCUGUAGAAAAUAGGCCAUUUUAGAGGGUGGUGCCUCCAGAAUUGGGGCAAAAGUUAAAGUGGCAAAAAAUUCCGAAAAAAUAGCCUUAUAUUUUUUCUUAUAACAGAUCACCUCAGGUUAGAGUAACUGAAACAGUUCAAAACGAUAGAGUUUUGACGUAUGCGUGUCACGUGAGUGGAUCAUUCGAAGCAUUAUUUUGGAUUUGGUGAGGGGCCUGCUGGACUCACUGGCUGUAGUUCUUUCAGGCUCUGACUCUGCUGUUCCCAACCGCCUGGUAAUUAGACAGCAAAUGGGAUAAGGUCGGCGUUUCGCUGACUUCCAGAAGGCACCAUGCGGGCUCUUUGAAAGUCUGGGACGACAGGGCCGGGAUUAAUUCAUAAAUAUAAGACAUUACAAGGGGAUUCCAAAGUACUUCCGUUGAUUGAUCAUUAAUCUGUUCCUACGUAUUAUCUGGAAGCUGCAUUCUCGCAUAAAAUCAAGUGGUGAUAAAGGACAUUAUAUCGGUCAGCUUCCAAGAGGCCGUUGGAAAGAGACCGUCACGUGACACCUGGUGCCAAUGUUCUUCCAGAAGGUCGUCAGGACCCUGGUAGCCGGUAACACGACUUUUGGAAAUGCAGAAAACGACCUACUACGACAACUCGACGCUUUAUGGAGGUUAUUCGUACCAAGGGGCCAAUGGCUUCGGCUAUGAUGCCCCUCAACCGGCCUUCCAGUCCUCGGCGCACCUCGAUGGUGACUUCCAGAGGUCUGCCUGCUCGCUGCAGUCUCUUGGCAACAGCGCCACUCAGCAACAUGCCAAGACGAAGGAACUAAACGGGAGCUGCAUGCGCCCCAGUCUGCCACCUGAACACCAACCGCCCCCCCAGGUCUCCCCUCCCCAGAACCCCGUCAACUCCUCCACCUCUACCACAGCGCAGCAGCCGGGCAGCAGCGGAGGCAAUGGCGGGGGGGCAGCUAAACCCACCCCCAAGUCGUCCUCACUGCCCCCGAAUCCAACCAUCAGCAAGCAUAUAUUCCCGUGGAUGAAAGAGUCAAGGCAGGCCACCAAGCAAAAAACCGGCUCUCCUAGUGCAAGUUCAGCUAACGAGAGCAGUGGCGGCGAAAAAAGCCCCCCGGGUUCGGCGGCCUCCAAGAGAGCACGCACCGCAUACACGAGCGCACAGCUGGUGGAGCUGGAGAAGGAGUUCCACUUCAACCGCUACCUGUGCCGACCACGCCGAGUGGAGAUGGCAAACCUGCUCAACCUCAGCGAGCGGCAGAUCAAAAUUUGGUUUCAAAACCGGCGCAUGAAGUACAAGAAAGAUCAAAAAUGCAAAGGCUUGGGCUCUUCCUCUGGUGGACCGUCACCCACCGGAAGCCCGCCCCUCCCCAUGCAGUCCUCUGCAGGCUUCAUGAACUCCAUGCACUCGAUGGCUGGCAGCUACGACGCCCCUUCUCCGCCAUCUUUCAACAAGCCCCAUCAAAACGCAUAUGCCAUGUCUUCAGCCUACCAAAACCCCAUGAAAAGCUGCCCCUCGCAACAGAAAUAUGCCAACACAGCGCCAGAGUACGACCCUCACGGGCUACAGGGUAACAGCAGCUACGGAACUCCCAACAUGCAGGGCAGUCCUGUGUACGUUGGGGGGAACUACGUGGAUGCGAUGCCCACCACCGGGCCAUCCAUGUACGGUCUCAAUCACCUGCCACACCACCAGUCGGGCAACAUGGACUACAACGGUGCCACGCAGAUGUCAGCGAGCCAGCAUCAUGGACCGUGUGACCCUCAUCCAACAUACACGGAUCUGUCAGCUCACCAUCCUUCUCAGGGUAGAAUCCAGGAAGCACCCAAGUUAACGCAUCUGUAGCAGGUUUGGAAUAAGUGAAUCGAAUAAAAAAAAAAAACUAACCCAUGGGACGAUGCAAUGGGGUUGAAAAAGAUGAUCCAGUGGUUUCUUGCAGUGUUCAUAGACCGUUGUAUUGAUGUCGUCUCUCCAUCACGUGUAAGACCAUUUGUCAUAAUCGUUUACAUUAGUGUUUAUUUCACAAAGAUCCCCUUUUCUACAGCGUGCCCAGUUAAGAAUUAAUGAACAUAAUGAUUAGGUGAUAUAAUGGAUGUGUUGUACGGAAAAAUUAACUGCCGUGUGACCUCUUGUGACUUGCGUUGCAUCACCGUAACUAUUUGUGUACCUCGUCAGCAUGAAAACCAAUGCUGACGUCAUGGCAGUCCACGCAUAGUCUAUGGACAACUCUCUCAGUAUGUGGAGCUAAGAAGGCAGUAUGGAGCAAGCAAACCACUGGAUUGUUUUGGUUCUCUUCCCUUUAUUUCACAUUACCUCUCUUUUGAAACGUCUCACUAACAUGAUAUUUUUUGAAUCGGUUCUGGUCAAAUAACAGAUCACCAAGCGACUGUUUGCUGCUCGCUUAGGAAAACAAAGUAGUGUACCUCCCUUUUUGUACUGGGUUAUAAGGUUACUUAUUAUGCUGUCCUGUAAAAGUUGUGCUACCAACUUCCAUGGGCAAUGCACGGAAAGGAUAUUGUCAUUUGUUGUGUCAUCGGAACAGGGUAAAAAAAAGAGUUGAGAACUUGUGUAGUACACAGACAUUGCCCCCUCCCCUCCCCAUCUUCCUCUCAACUCAGUGUAACCCCCCCCCCCCCCCCCUCCAAUCUUUAGGGUUCACUUACAUUAGCCACCACUAAUGCGAAAAGCCCACAUUUUCUCAUGUCUUGACUUAACGUGGAAACAGGGUAUAUUUGAACAAAAUGCAUGUCCGGGAAAGCAGAGAGCGGUAGACGGCUCAGUUUACGCUAAUGCUCUCUUGGCUGGGCAUCAUUGUUGCACUUAGAGUUUACAUUUUGAUGGGUAAGGAAAAAUAAAUCUUAUUUUGAAAUGGAAGACCUCCAAUCAGCGUCUUUCGGUAUGUGUGUUCAAGUGAACAUUCAUAAAUAUAUAUUUAUUUGUUAUAGCCAGUUUAAAUACAUUCUUUUUCUAUUAUUUAUCCCCCCAUGUAUUUAUAUCAAGAAAAAUGUACUUUUUUAGUAUUUACCUGUUAUAAAGACGUUGUGUUCUUGUCAUUGUAACAAAUUAAUUUUUAGUUGUUGUAUUUUAGAGACAAGUAGUUUAUGUUACCCUUGUACAUAAAUUAUGUCUUGACUUGUACAGGGGGCGAGGGAGCGGAAUCAGACCGUUCCUGCAUAGUCGAGAAUUAGACGAAGUAUAGAACACUUUUUUGAGAACUUCUUUUGUCCUUUGUAGCUACUUUUAUUUCUCUUGGUAAGAGUUGUCUGUUGAGCAAUUCUUUAAUAAAAUGUUAUGUUAUUCA